This is a messenger RNA of Nicotiana attenuata, 932 nucleotides long. Its product is annotated as ubiquitin-conjugating enzyme E2 4-like. Gene Ontology annotation, cellular component: nucleus. The record is from RefSeq and is a predicted model, not a curated record. Gene Ontology annotation, biological process: protein polyubiquitination; ubiquitin-dependent protein catabolic process. Lineage: Eukaryota; Viridiplantae; Streptophyta; Magnoliopsida; Solanales; Solanaceae. The transcript is spliced from 6 exons. Gene Ontology annotation, molecular function: ubiquitin conjugating enzyme activity. The coding region runs from base 179 to 730 and encodes 183 amino acids.
AAACCGCCCUAUUGUUAACUCUCUGAAGAAUUUCUCUACGUUUCCUCUUACUUCUCACACCUAUAUAUACACCUAAAAUAAAACCCAUACUCCCAAAUCCUAAUUGCUGUUAAUUUUCAAUCUGUAAAAGCGCAAGAGGAAAAAGAAAAGAAAAAAGAAAAAGGGAGUAAUCAAAAUCAUGUCUUCCCCUACCAAACGCAGAGAAAUGGACUUGAUGAAACUGAUGAUGACUGAUUACAAAGUAGAAAUGAUCAAUGAUGGAAUGCAAGAGUUCUAUGUGGAAUUUCAUGGUCCCAAAGAGAGUCCUUAUCAGGGAGGUGUGUGGAAAGUGAGAGUAGAGCUCCCUGAUGCCUAUCCUUACAAGUCACCUUCCAUUGGUUUUGUUAAUAGGAUUUACCAUCCAAAUGUUGAUGAAAUGUCAGGUUCAGUCUGCUUAGAUGUUAUCAAUCAGACCUGGAGCCCCAUGUUUGAUCUUGUAAAUGUUUUUGAAGUGUUUCUUCCCCAACUUCUUCUAUAUCCUAACCCAUCAGAUCCUCUGAAUGGCGAGGCUGCAGCUCUCAUGAUGCGUGAUCGUACUACUUAUGAUCAAAGGGUGAAAGAGUAUUGCGAAAAGUACGCGAAGAGUGAAGAUGCUGGGGCUGUACCUGAAGAAAAAUCUAGUGAUGAAGAGGUGAGUGAAGAAGAAUAUGCCUCCAGUGAUGAGGAAGUUGCUGGCAAAGCAGAUCUCUAAGGGAUUGGAAUUAUGGACAAUAUUAAACUCCCCAUUAUCUGUACAUGAUAUCAAGUUAUCUUAAGAUAAACAUAUCCUUUCCAUGAUUCACCUUGAAAAAUAGUUAUGUUGCUUCUACUUUUUAAUUUGUACUGCUAUUGUGAUUACAUUUGUGUCCUAAUUCCUUAAAUGUUAAUCUGAGCUAAGGGUGUUCAUCGGUCGA